CAUAUUACUGCAUCUAGGAAAAGGUUAAAAUCCUCAAAGGUACAAUAACCAUCAUUUGCCAUUUUAUAACACCUAAUCUAAAGAAAAGUAGUUUCUCUCACUCUUGCGCAAAAUCUGAAAAGAAACAUAAGCUAAAAAGUACACUCCUUGGCUUACCUUAACACACACACACACAGAGCAGUGUAUAUGAUAGACAGUUUUGCAUUAAAUCACAAAAUGAUUUACAUUUAAAUUAUGCUUGAAAAUUCAACAGUAGCUGAUGUCAACAAGAUGCGCUUGUUUCUGUAAGACCUGGGUUCUAAUUUCCUGGGUUCAUAUUUUACAAAAUUAUCACAAAUGAAGAAAUAAUUCAAAAAUUCAUUGUAUGUGUUUUGGGUAUCCAAUUUGACCAAAAUAAGAAGAGAUCAAGAUUUUACAUCAAUGCUUUAUGUAACAUUAAAUAACAAAUUACGUUAAUACUGCCUGCAAACAAAGACAGAUAGUUUGUGUGGGAAGUAUUUUGUUGUGUGUGGGUCCCAUUUUAUCUACUAGGUAGUGUACUGCUAUUUGAGCUUGGAAAAAAAUACCUUUCUCAGUUUGUUAUUUUAAAUAUGUAAGAAAAGGGGAGGAGAUACUAUUAAAACAGAAACCACACAUGCAUAUUAGAGAUAACGUCACAAACACAGGUAUCUGCACUCUGCAUGUUAAACAGAAGAAAAUCUCAAAAUAUUAUUGAUCCGAACAAUCAUUCCGAGAAACACCAAGCAAGAUCUCUAAAGAGCAUUUUAUUUGUGGAGCAUCUCAAGAGGGUAAGACUCCAUUCAGGGUUUAAAUAGUGAUUUGUCUAACAAAAGGUCUUCACCAUGUCAGAACCAGCAGAAAGUUCAGCUGCAGAGAAUCUACCACCUCCAGUUCAGCUGGAUUUGAAUCAGUCUGAUCCAAAAACUGACCAAGUUCAGCCAUAUGGAGGACUCCAGCCAGAUGAUCAGUCUGAACCAAUUUAUGAAGCUGUUCUCGAGGAUCAUGAAGAACAUACAUACAUGUGUCCUGAUCCAGUUCUUCAACCUGCUGAGAGUCAACCAACUCCUGUUCAGCCCGUCAUGGAUCCAUCCGUUCAAAUUAACACAGUGCCCUGCAUGAUUCAGCCAUAUAAAGGCUAUCCAGUCCAGAGCUACCUUCCAAAUGCCAUACCUCAGACAGCAGGUCCUGGACAGGUUCCUCCAGUCAACAGUCAACCAGUUCCGGUUCAGACAGUCAUGAAUCCAUCUAGUCCAACUGAUCCAGUACCUCACAAGUUUCAGUCAUAUACAGGACCCGAGCCGGUCUCUCUAGCUGCUUUUCCAGUUCAGACAGUCAUGAAUCCGUCUAGUCUAAGCAAUCCUGCAGCUCCCCAGGUUCAGUCAUUAACAGUCCAAAUGCCUCAGCUGGGACAGCACAUAUCCGCCUACCCUGUGGGAGGUAAUCAUCCACCUCCUGUUCGGACGGUCUUGGAUCAGUCUAGUCCAGCACCUGUGGUUCCUCCAGCAGUUCUACUUUUUGGAGUACCACCCGGUCUCGAGUACCUCACUCAGAUCGACCAGAUACUUAUUCACCAAAAAAUGGAGUGUUUAGAGACUUUAACUGGCUAUGAGACUAACAACCAGUAUGAGAUCAAGAACAGCAUCGGGCAAGAGAUCUACCAUGCCAAAGAAGAGAGUGACUGUUUAAUACGCAAUUUAUUUGGUCCAGCACAUGGUUUUAAAAUGCACAUUAAGAAUAACAUGGACCAAGAGGUCAUUCAGUUGCACAGACCGAUGCGCUGCUUCCUGCAAGAGAUUGAGGUGCAGGCUCCCCCUGGAGUAACCAUAGGCUAUGUGAAACAGGAGUGGUCCUUUUUACCAAAAUUUUUCAUCCUGGGCCCCAAUUAUGAGCAACUACUGAAGAUUCAGGGACCGUUCCUUCCAUUCAAGUGCUUUGGUGAAAUAGACUUUGAGGUAAUAAGCAUUAUUGGUGAACAGUCUAUUGGUCGAAUCACAAAACAACGGAGUGGUUUGUUAAAGAAAUGCAUUAGUGAUGCCAGCAACUUUUGUAUCCAGUUCCCUCUGGAUAUGGAUGUUAAAAUGAAGGCUAUACUUUUGGGUGCUUGCCUCUUUAUUGACAUCCUGUUCUUUGACAAAGGUGGAUUUGUUUUACUGAAAUUUCUAAAGUAAUACAAGUAAAAAUAUAUAUACAUAUAUUUUAAGGGUGUCUCAUCGUCUCUGAGAGGCCGGUAUGGAGUCUGUUACAAUUAAUCAGGAUCUGGAGCUGGAGAUUUGAUUGGUCUGCUUUUCAUAACCUUGUAGUUUUAUCUGUACAGCACAAAUUAACCUAAUGUCUGUUGUCACAAUUUUUGUUACUCUCAUAAUCAUAUUUAGAUCUAGACAAAAAUGUCAAUCAUAUAUACAUAUAUAUAUAUAUAUAUAUAUAUAUAUAUAUAUAUA
Molecule: messenger RNA, 2438 nt
Organism: Puntigrus tetrazona (Sumatra barb)
Lineage: Eukaryota; Metazoa; Chordata; Actinopteri; Cypriniformes; Cyprinidae
Product: phospholipid scramblase 2
Exons: 14
Coding region: 843-2168 (441 amino acids)
Biological process (GO): plasma membrane phospholipid scrambling
Cellular component (GO): plasma membrane
Molecular function (GO): phospholipid scramblase activity
Source: RefSeq, a predicted model, not a curated record